Messenger RNA from Hordeum vulgare subsp. vulgare (domesticated barley), 1167 nucleotides. RefSeq names its product tobamovirus multiplication protein 1. NCBI's taxonomy places the organism in Eukaryota, Viridiplantae, Streptophyta, Magnoliopsida, Poales, Poaceae. Gene Ontology annotation, cellular component: plant-type vacuole membrane. The record is from RefSeq and is a predicted model, not a curated record. The transcript is spliced from 10 exons. Bases 129 to 1025 code for a protein of 298 amino acids.
GUCAUGCGGACCCACGUUCUUCCCUCCCUCUCUCCAAUUUCUUUUGUGCUUCUCCUCUCUCUCUCUCCGUCUCCCCCCCACGCCCACAGAAAGUGUGAGAACGCCAAGAGCGUCAAGCUGAGGGAAAGAUGAGGGAGCUGGUCUCCUCCUCCUCCUCCUCCUCCUCCUCCCCCACCGCGGUCCUCGUCGCCGCGGCCAACGCGGUGCUCCGGGGAUGGUGGGAAGACGUCAACGAGUCGCCGGCGUGGCAGGACGGCGCCUUCUUCUCCCUCACCGCCGCCUACGCCCUCGUCUCCGCCGUUGCGCUGAUUCAGCUGGUCAGGAUCCAGCGCAGAGUGCCCGAGUUCGGCUGGACCACGCAGAAGGUGUUCCACCUCAUGAACUUCGUCGUCAAUGGGGUUCGUGCCGUUGUAUUCGGAUUCCAUGCCUAUGUCUUCCUCCUCCAAACAAAAGUUUAUAAGUUGGUGUUACUAGACCUCCCCGGCUUACUGUUCUUCUCGGCCUACACCUUACUUGUUCUUUUCUGGGCAGAAAUAUACCAUCAGGCUAGGAGUCUCCCAACCGAUAAGUUAAGGAUUAUAUACGUAGCCGUUAAUAGUAUCGUAUAUGCAAUUCAGGUCUGUAUUUGGGUGUACCUUGGAAUAAACGACAAUCCGUUGGUUGAGCUGGUCAGCAAAAUCUUCAUCGUAUCUGUCUCCGCUGUGGCCCUUCUUGGUUUCGCAGUAUAUGGUGGGAGGCUGUUUGUCUUGCUGAGACGUUUCCCCAUUGAAUCAAAGGGGCGAAAAAAGAAGCUUUAUGAGGUUGGGACUGUGACGACAAUCUGCUGCACCUGUUUCCUGAUAAGAUGCAUCGUGGUGGCAAUAUCUGCAUUUGAUGCUGAUGUUUCUUUGGAGGUUUUGGAUCAUCCAAUUCUAGAUUUCUUCUAUUAUAUGUUGACAGAGAUACUGCCUUCCGCGCUGGUCCUUUUCAUCCUUCGGAAGCUUCCACCUAAGCGAGCAACGGCGCAAUAUCACCCCAUUAACUAGAGGUCUUUGUGCUUAUGUAUGAUGUUAUGCUUAGAAUAAUGGAUAAACUUGGAAGUGCUCAAAAUUUUACAUGUCUGGUGCGAGCUGAAUGCUGGUUUUUGACACUGUUUUCCAAAAGCAUCAAAGUGUUGUCGAUGGAUCA